UUUCGUUCCACUGGCGAGUAUCACGCCAGUCAGAGUGUGGGGAGGCUGAGCAGAGCGCACAGCUACAGUCAGCGAUCCUCAGAUGUCAUGUAAAGUAACUGGCAGAACAGUGGAAAUUUUUAUAUGAGAGGAUGAUGACUGUGCUUUAAAAGCACUGAAAUACGCGAGAUUCUUUUUUUUUAAUUAUUAUUCAUAGGAUUUCAUGUGCGCGCUAAAGUGGCCAUGGCGCAUUUUACGCACUGCAGGUAACCAGUGUUUUGGAGUCUAAUACAAUCAAAAGCAUGGAUUAAACUGCAAGCAUUUUUUCCCACUUUCUUCAGCAGAGCUGAAAUGGCGGCACUUCGUAGAAAAUUUGGCGAAGACUAUCAGGUGGUUAACACAAAUCGGGCUUCAUCUUUUUCUGCUCCGGUGAAGAAGAAACGCCAGCGUUUCGUGGAGAAGAACGGUCGCUGCAAUGUGCAGCACGGAAACCUCGGUGGAGAGACCAGCAGGUACCUCUCUGACCUGUUCACCACUUUGGUAGACCUAAAGUGGCGAUGGAACCUACUGAUCUUCAUCCUAACUUACACCAUCGCAUGGCUGGUCAUGGCAUCGAUGUGGUGGGUCAUUGCGUACAUCAGAGGAGAUUUAAAUCAUGGCCACGACUCAUCCUACACCCCCUGUGUGGCCAAUGUUUACAACUUCCCCUCAGCUUUUCUGUUCUUCAUCGAGACUGAGGCCACAAUUGGUUACGGCUACCGGUACAUUACGGAGAAGUGUCCGGAGGGCAUCAUCCUUUUCUUGUUCCAAUCGCUGCUGGGCUCCAUAGUGGACGCUUUUCUCAUCGGUUGUAUGUUCAUAAAAAUGUCCCAACCCAAGAAACGCGCAGAAACGCUCAUGUUCAGUCAGGACGCGGUGAUUUCUCUGCGAGACGGCAAACUAUGCCUCAUGUUCCGUGUGGGCAACCUGCGGAACAGCCACAUGGUGUCCGCACAGAUCAGGUGCAAGCUUAUAAAGUCUCGUCAGACACCCGAGGGCGAGUUCCUGCCUCUGGACCAGUGCGAAUUGGAUGUGGGCUUUGGAACGGGUGCAGACCAGCUCUUUCUGGUAUCCCCUCUCACCAUUUGUCAUGAAAUUAAUCCCAAGAGCCCCUUUUUCGACCUAUCCCAGCGUUCUCUCAUGAGCGAACAGUUUGAAAUUGUCGUUAUCCUCGAGGGCAUCGUUGAAACCACCGGUAUGACAUGCCAGGCAAGAACGUCAUACACUGAGGAUGAGGUUUUAUGGGGCCAUCGUUUCCUGCCAGUAAUGUCCCUGGAAGAGGGUUUUUUCAGGGUCGACUACUCUCAGUUCCACAGCACGUUCGAGGUGCCGACACCACCGUACAGUGUCAAGGAGCACGAAGAGAAGAAUUCUCUGCCUUCGCCUCUGUCCACUCCUACCCCCGCACUGACUGAGAGCCACGGUGCCCGGCGUAACCGCGUGUUUUCUGUGGAUUGUAUUAAUACUACUGAGGAAAGGGGCCGUCAUGUAGGGACUGGGAUUCGACUUCCAAGCAAAUUGCAGAGGAUGAGUUCGUCGGGGAAGGAGGACCUUCAGAGGAAAGUGCUUAUGCUUAGCUCCCAGCACUCAGAGAAGGCCUGCAGCACCGGAGAUCUCCCCCUGAAGCUGCAACGUCUCAGUUCCUCACCUGGCCCCGAGGCAGCAAAUCGUCUAGGGCUUAAGUCUCUCAAGGUGGGCUUUGAACCCAUGACCCAGUCAACUGGAGACCUGUACCAACACAGCCUGCCAUCCACGCUGUCCCCUGCUCCGGUUCCCAUGCACAGCCCACUUCUUUCAGCCGGAGGGAGGUUGGAGGAUAACCUGCCACCAAAGCUAAGGAAGAUGAAUGCCGACCGCUGAAAUCCAGACAGUCUUGGACUAUGACAACAUACAGACAGUAACCUCUGACCACAAACAAAUGAAAACCCUUGGAGGUUCUGAUUAAAACACAAAAACAA
This is a messenger RNA of Oreochromis aureus, 1976 nucleotides long. It is a transcript of the gene kcnj19a, whose product is annotated as potassium inwardly rectifying channel subfamily J member 19a. The transcript has 3 exons. NCBI's taxonomy places the organism in Eukaryota, Metazoa, Chordata, Actinopteri, Cichliformes, Cichlidae. Gene Ontology annotation, molecular function: G-protein activated inward rectifier potassium channel activity. Bases 331 to 1878 code for a protein of 515 amino acids. Gene Ontology annotation, cellular component: plasma membrane. Gene Ontology annotation, biological process: potassium ion import across plasma membrane; regulation of monoatomic ion transmembrane transport. The record is from RefSeq and is a predicted model, not a curated record.